Molecule: messenger RNA, 4553 nt
Organism: Camellia sinensis
Lineage: Eukaryota; Viridiplantae; Streptophyta; Magnoliopsida; Ericales; Theaceae
Product: pleiotropic drug resistance protein 3
Cellular component (GO): membrane
Molecular function (GO): ATP binding; ATP hydrolysis activity; ABC-type transporter activity
Source: RefSeq, a predicted model, not a curated record
GAUGAAGUAUAUGAGUUCUUCAGGAUAAGCUCUCUUUAGCAGCAACAAACAUAUCUUUCGGAGAUGGAACUAACAAGUGUUGGAAGAAACAUUCAACAGUCACCAUACCACCAUCGUGGUUCAAGCUUCAAAAGCAGUCAUUCAGAUUCAAUACAAGAGGAGGAUGAUGAACUUGCGUUGCAGUGGGCUGUGAUCGAGAGACUACCCACCUACAAACGGUUGAAAACAUCUUUGUUUGACAGUAAUCAUCAUGACAAUGGAAGAAGCAGCACAGAAUUUGAAGGGAAGAGAGUGAUUGACGUUACCAAGCUUGGAGCGCUUGAACAGCACCUCUUCAUUGAGAAGCUUAUAAAGCACCUUGAGAAUGAUAAUCUUCGAUUAUUGCAGAAACUGAGAGAGAGAAUAGACAGAGUUGGUGUAAAAUUACCUACUGUUGAGGUGAGAUACAAAAACCUGUCUGUGGAAGCAGAAUGCAAGGUGGUGCAAGGGAAGCCACUCCCAACGCUCUGGAACUGUAUUGCAAGCAUGCUAUCUGUUUUCACAAAGGUUAUCCAGUGCAAGUCUCAAAAAGCCAAGAUAAGCAUUGUGAAGGAUGUCAGUGGCAUUAUCAAACCGUCAAGGCUCACUCUUCUUCUUGGGCCUCCAGGCUGUGGGAAAACCACCUUAUUAUUGGCUCUAGCAGGAAAACUAAACCAGUCUGUCAAGGUUGCGGGGGAAGUCUCUUACAACGGCUACAGGCUCAAUGAGUUUGUACCUCAGAAAACAUCAGCUUACAUAAGCCAAUAUGACCUGCACAUACCUGAGAUGACUGUGAGGGAAACGAUAGAUUUUUCUGCACGCUGUCAAGGUGUUGGAAGUAGAGCAGAAAUUAUGAAGGAAGUUAGCAAAAGGGAGAAAGAAGCAGGAAUUGUCCCUGACAUAGACAUUGACACCUUCAUGAAGGCGACUUCAAUUGAGGGGCAAAAAAGAACUCUUCAGACAGAUUAUAUUCUGAAGAUCCUUGGACUGGAUAUUUGUGCUGACAUAAUGGUCGGUGAUGCAAUGAAAAGAGGAAUCUCAGGUGGCCAGAAGAAAAGACUGACAACUGGAGAGAUGAUUGUAGGUCCUACAAAAGCUCUAUUUAUGGAUGAAAUAUCAACUGGAUUAGACAGUUCCACGACGUUUCAGAUAGUGACCUAUCUUCAGCAAUUGGUGCACAUCACAGAUGCAACAGCAUUGGUUGCACUUCUUCAACCAGCACCUGAAACCUUCGAACUAUUCGAUGAUCUUAUAUUAAUGGCAGAAGGGAAGAUUCUGUACCAUGGUCCUCGCAGUCAUGCACUUCAAUAUUUUGAGGAUUGUGGUUUCAAGUGCCCAGAAAGAAAGGGUGCAGCAGACUUCCUCCAGGAGGUAAUUUCGAAAAAGGAUCAAGCACAAUUCUGGUGCAGAACUGACCUUCCCUACAGUAACAUUUCGGUAGACCAAUUUUGCGAGAUCUUCAAAACAAGUUCUCUAGGAAAAGAGGUAGAUGAGGAACUUUCCAAGCCAUAUGAUAGAUCCCAAUGCCAUAAAAAUGCCCUAUCCUUUAGCAUUUACUCCUUGAGCAAAUGGGACCUAUUCAAGGCCUGCAUGGCUAGGGAGUUGCUUCUCAUGAAACGAAACUCCUUUGUUUAUGUAUUCAAAACAACACAGCUUAUCAUCAUUGCAUUCAUGACAAUGACAAUCUUCAUACGUACUCGGAUGACUGUGGACUUGCGGCAUGCAGACUACUAUCUGGGUGCUUUGUUCUAUACACUUAUCCGACUUAUGACCAAUGGAGUUGCAGAGCUUUCCUUAACUGUUUCUAGACUUCCGGUGUUCUACAAACAACAAUCAUUUUACUUGUAUCCAGCAUGGGCUUAUUCUAUCCCAGCUUCUAUCAUAAAGAUUCCAUUUUCAUUAGUUGAGUCAAUUGUCUGGACAUCAAUUACUUACUAUGUCAUUGGAUAUUCCCCUGAAGUAGAAAGGUUCUUCUGCCAGUUCCUUCUGCUGUUUGCUCUGCAUCUAGCAUCAACGUCUUUGUGUCGAUUUAUUGCCUCAGUUUUCCGAACUAUGGUUGCUGCAACAACUUUUGGUUCUCUGAUCCUAGUGCUAAUGUUCUUGUUUGGAGGCUUUCUUCUUCCAAGAUCAUCUUUACCGCCUUGGUUGAGGUGGGGGUUCUGGGUUUCUCCAAUGACAUAUGGAGAAAUUGGGGUUUCAUUAAAUGAAUUCCUUGCUCCGCGUUGGCAAAAGGUGUCAACCGGAAACACCACUAUAGGGCAGAGUGUUCUAUCUAGUCAUGGCCUAAACUUUGGUGGUUACUUCUAUUGGAUAUCAGUAGGGGCAUUGAUUGGAUUCAUGAUACUUUUUGACCUCGCAUUCAUCCUGACCUUAACCUAUUUGAAACCUCCAGGAAUGUCUAAAGCUAUUAUUUCUAAAGAGAAGUUAACUCAACAAGGAAGAGGAGAUCAUAAAGAUACAGAACAUCGGGAAGGUGAUUCCACUCCAGCUGUUUCUCCUAAAACCAUUGCCAAGAAACAAAAAGCUGGGAAAGUAGUCCUACCAUUUGAGCCAAUAACAAUGACAUUUAAGGAUGUGCAAUAUUUUGUUGACACCCCUCCGGAAAUGAAAAAACAUGGUUUCAAUCAGGAGAAACUUCAGCUACUUCAAGAUAUGACAGGCGCAUUUAGGCCUCGAAUCCUUACAGCAUUGAUGGGUGUCAGUGGGGCUGGUAAAACGACUUUAAUGGAUGUUCUUUCUGGAAGGAAAACUGGAGGCACUAUUGAAGGUGAUAUAAGAAUUGGAGGGUAUCUCAAAGUCCAGAAGACAUUUGCUAGAAUAUCAGGUUACUGUGAGCAGCAUGAUAUACACUCUCCACAGAUUACUGUGGAAGAAUCAGUAAUAUACUCGGCUUGGUUGCGGUUACCACCACAGAUUGAUCCAGAAACCAAAGCUAAAUUUGUAGAAGAAGUGAUUGAGAUAAUUGAGCUUGAUGGUAUCAGAGACUCUUUAGUUGGAAUUCCUGGGCAUAGUGGUCUUUCAACAGAGCAGCGUAAGAGGUUAACAAUAGCAGUAGAACUUGUUUCCAAUCCCUCUAUAAUAUUCAUGGAUGAGCCUACAUCAGGGUUAGAUGCCAGAUCAGCAGCAAUAGUCAUGCGCGCAGUGAAGAAUGUAGUUGCUACAGGAAGGACAACAGUUUGCACUAUUCACCAGCCAAGCAUUGAUAUUUUUGAGGCAUUUGAUGAGUUGAUUCUAAUGAAAAGGGGAGGACAAAUUAUUUAUUCAGGAAUGCUGGGUCAACAUUCAAGUAAACUUAUUGAAUAUUUCGAGGGUAUCAACGGUUUGCCAAAGAUCAGAGAGAACUAUAACCCAGCAACGUGGAUGUUAGAAGUCACUUCUACAUCAGUAGAAGCAGAACUUGGUUUAGAUUUUGCUGCUAUUUAUAAAGAAUCACCACAGUAUCAGGACACCAUCGAGUUGGUUAAACAGUUGAGUCAGCCACUACCAGGUUCAGAAAGCUUGCACUUCCCGACUCGUUUUCCACAGAGUAGCUGGGAACAGUUUAUGGCAUGCCUUUGGAAACAACACUUGUCCUAUUGGAGAAGUCCUGAAUACAACUUGGUGCGUUUCAUAUUUAUGAUAGUUGCAGCUGCGUUGUUUGGGGCAGUCUUCUGGCAGAGAGGGCAAAAAAUAAAUGAUGAGCAGGAUUUGUUCAACAUACUUGGAUCAAUGUUUAUUGCUGUCUUAUUCUUGGGCAUAAACAACUGUUCAACAGUCCUACCACAUGUGGCAACUGAGCGCAAUGUCUUGUACCGGGAAGAAUUUGCCGGGAUGUACUCCUCAUGGGCAUAUUCAUUUGCACAGGUGACCAUUGAAGUACCUUAUAUCCUACUGCAAGCAAUAUUGUACGUGGCCAUUACAUAUCCACUAAUAGGAUAUCACUGGUCAACUUUCAAGGUUUUCUGGUAUUUCUAUGCUACAUUCUGCACCUUUCUAUAUUACGUAUACCUUGGGAUGCUAAUAGUUUCAUUAAGCUCAAAUAUCCAAGUAUGUUCCAUAUUGGCAAGUGCAGUCUACACCUUACUGAGUCUAUUCUCAGGCUUCCUUAUGCCGGGACCGAAAAUUCCUAAGUGGUGGAUUUGGUUGUAUUGGAUUUGUCCUACAUCUUGGUCCCUGAAUGGCCUCCUAACUUCACAAUAUGGAGACUUGGACAAAAAGAUAGUGAUAUUUGGGGAGCUCAAGACUGUUAGUUCCUUCCUAAAAGAAUUUUAUGGUUUUCAAUAUGAUCGAUUAGGCCUUGUGGCAGUUGUUCUCCUUGCAUUCCCGGUUGUUUUUGCAUCACUAUUUGCAUAUUGCAUAUCGAGAUUGAAUUUCCAAAGGAGGUAAUAAGAGAAAUACAGUUGUCCUUUUUCUUCACAAGCUCUGUAACUGUAAGUAGAAUGAUUUACACAAUGAUAACCAAGUAAUAUCUUGAUGCUCUGCCAAAAACAUUAUGUAUUAAAUUAUCUUUGCAUCAACUCAAAUGCAUCAAUUAUAUUGGCUACAUUCUAAGCUUG